CGCGUGACUUGACGCGCGUUGGGAGCAAUGGUUUGUAUUGAUGUGAGCGUUGGCGUCUCCCUGUCAGAUGAGCGUGUGUCGAGGCCGACCUGUGGUCAGUCACCCAGAACACUGUUGGAGGCCAAAGUUUACAGUAGAGCCUGUAUAUCCAGCGGCUCUUAUCUCCCUCAGAGGACACAGAGAGCCGUGAGACCGGUGUGGGCGAUACAUACAGCAUGUAGCCAGGACUGAGGACGACUGUGCCUGUUCUCUCUGCCUUGGCCCGCUUUCUGCUCCCGUCCGCUGCACUGAUCCGAGCCCCGGUGACACACGCUGGAGCUAUGGGUGGGAGUCUGGGCUGCCACCGCUCCAUCCCCAAGGACCCGACGGACUUCAGCUGCGGCAAGCGCAAAUUCAGCGCUGCGUGUAACUUCGGCCACAUUCUGGUGAACCAGGAGCGGCUAAACAUCAACACUGCCACUGAGGAGGAACUCAUGACUCUACCGGGAGUCAACCGCACUGUUGCGCAGAAUAUCGUGGAGUACCGGGACUGUAUCGGGGGCUUUAAAAAGGUGGAAGACCUGGCUCUGGUGAGCGGGAUCGGGGCCACCAAACUGGAAGUUAUCAAACUGGAAAUAUGCGUCUCCAGCAGGACCAGUUCGUCUCAGCACUCCCCGUCCUCCCUGCGCAAAGAUCUGGAUCACCAGUCCUGCACUGGGAUGAACAUUAACACCGCUACCCCGGCGCAACUCAUGAGCAUCCGAGGUAUCUCGGAGAAAAUAGCCAAGAACAUCGUGGCGUACAGGGCGGAACACGGCCCGUUCAAAAGCAUCGAGGACCUGGUGAGGGUCAACCACAUCAACAGCUCUCUGCUGGACAAAAUCCGCUUCCAGGUGUUUGUGGAGCGCUCCAGGGCGCCGUCCACCAACACCAAUGGAGGGUUGACCUGCACCACCAAAUCCCAUCCCAGCCCGACUUCUUUCAGCCUCAUGAGCGACGACUUGGAUCUCCCACCCGGGGGACCGACCCAGAUCAUCUCUGUGCGGCCCAAUGUGGAGCCCCCUCCUGGCCUGCGGGACGGGAAGCCCGUGGUGCGCCUGGGCACCUGGAGCCUGCAGGGCUGCUCCUGCGACAAGGCCAACAACCCGGGGGUCAAAGAGGUUGUGUGCAUGACCGUGCUGGAGAAUGACAUCAAGUUACUGGCAGUGCAGGACCUGCUCGAGCGGGAGGCUCUUGAUAAGUUCUGUGUGGAGUUAAACCAAGGAACGCUGGCCAGCGUACGGAAAUGGAAAUGGCCUCGAGGACUGUGGAAAAGUGUUGUGUCUGAAAAACCCACUGGACUGUCCAGCAAGGGAGUGAGCUACUCUGGCUUUCUAUGGGACUGUUCAUCUGGUAUUGACCUGAGGGAUGCUGCGGUUCUGGAGUCUCCUGCUGCCAAUGGCAAUGGGACUAAUACCCACCCUCGCCUCUACCUGGCUCACUUCUCUGUUGGUUCGUAUGAGCUCACGGUGGUGAACGUCCACAUGCAGGCGACAGCUGCGUCAGGAGAGUCUAAUGGCAAGAGCAACAACACAGAUGAGGCCAAGUGUCACCGCCUUUCCCCCACCAUCCAGGAAACACUCAAAGGUGAAAAGGAGUUGGUGGUGCUAGGCGAUUUUGGCUCCCCUCCUCAGAGCUCAGAAUUGGACAUACUGAGAAAAGAGAAGUUCUGUCCCCUGAUACCAUCCACCCAGUUCACCAACAUCAGCACACGCUCACCACAGGGCACCCGCUGUCUGGACAACAUCUGGCUGAGCCGCUCUCUCAAGAAGAUCCAUUCUGGACACAGUAUGGUGGUGCGGGAAGGCUUGACCAACCCCUGGAUCCCGGACAACUGGUCUUGGGGUGGAGUGGCAUCAGAUCACUGCCCUGUGGUUGCUGAGUUUUAUGCAUAUGUGUCCCCUAAGGAAAUAAGCAGGCCUGGUAUGGCAGUGGUGGACAGAGGAGACAUUAUGCCCAAACAUGAGCGGUGACAACAUCCACGGUCACUGAAGAGAGCGGUGGGAGACGCUGGACUUUGUCCUUUCUGGAUCCUGCUUUGUCUUGGUUAACCACGGAGCGAAGAGUUUGCUGAUGAAUGUGAAGAAGUGCCGAGAAUUGCCUUUGGGGUUUCAUUUUAUCAGUGAAAAAUAUUAAAUGGUAAGUCAUAGAGCCAUAAAAUGUCCAGACAAAUUAUAUAUAAUGAACUUUAAAAAAGAAAUGUGCCAAACAUUUUCUAUAUCUGUAUGAAAUAAAGAGAAAUUAAUAGAUGUUC
This is a messenger RNA of Scatophagus argus, 2272 nucleotides long. RefSeq names its product endonuclease/exonuclease/phosphatase family domain containing 1 (gene eepd1). The transcript is spliced from 8 exons. Bases 321 to 1991 code for a protein of 556 amino acids. The record is from RefSeq and is a predicted model, not a curated record. Gene Ontology annotation, molecular function: DNA binding. Lineage: Eukaryota; Metazoa; Chordata; Actinopteri; Scatophagidae. Gene Ontology annotation, cellular component: plasma membrane. Gene Ontology annotation, biological process: DNA repair.